AUGGACAGCCAACGCAGCAUGGAAGACGCCCAAAACGCCCUGGGGAUGAUGAUAUAUCAGAUACUGAACAAUCAAGUGCGAAAAACGUGUUUCGAGAAAUGCUUCGGUCAGAAAUUUUCUGAGCAAAUGGGGAAGAAUGAGCAAAUCUGUUUAGCCAAAUGCAUGGACCGAAUGUACGAAGCCCACACUAUUGUAACGAAGGCUUCCACAGAAAUGGCACAGAAUUUGAACAUCGACUCGAAUUAUUAA
Plasmodium coatneyi is the source of this 249-nucleotide messenger RNA. RefSeq names its product DNA excision repair protein ERCC-5. NCBI's taxonomy places the organism in Eukaryota, Apicomplexa, Aconoidasida, Haemosporida, Plasmodiidae. The record is from RefSeq and is a predicted model, not a curated record. The coding region runs from base 1 to 249 and encodes 82 amino acids. The transcript has 3 exons.